AUGGCCACUGAGAUGAGUUCCAGCGAUUAUUACAACACCAUCGAUCUGGAAAAUGCAUUCAGCUGUGUGGCAUGUGAUAAGCCGGAUUCAGCCGACAAUGUUGUCGCUUGCGAUCGGUGCUCCAAUUGGUGGCACUUUUCCUGUGCCGGAGUAGGAGCCGAUAUUAAGCAUCAAGCUUGGGUGUGUGCAAAAUGCCUUCCGACAAAAACCGCUUCCAACCGGUCCUCACCUUCCGUCCGCAGGGCAAAACUCGAGCUGGAGUUGAAGCGAGUGGAGGAGGAACAGGAGCUGGACAAACGGUAUCUUGCAAAACGAUACCAAGUGAUGAAGGAUUUGGUGGAGGAAGAUGAUUCACACAGCAGCCGGUCACAGGAAAUAGAAUUGCCGAAAGAAAAGUCGCAGCGAACUGCAAACUGGGUGGCUAGCCAAACACAUUCUGACACGGAAGGUGCAGUCGGUGGACAGAUUCCACGCGACAUCCAGAAUGUUCCUUAUGGAGAAGUGGUCACCAGGAAAGAGGAGCAGUGUCAAAAACCGAAAACCGUGCCUACCCUGCAGCAGCAACUACGCGCCUGGCAGGGAAAUGAACGACCGUCCGUAAUGCAGCUUCAAGAGCUGCAAAAUCAAUUCAAUCUGUGUCGAUUGGCAUUGACACCCCCUGCAAUUGCACAGCAACAGUUGGAAACAGCUUCAUUCCCUCCAGCUGAGAAACGAGAUGAGCCGAUAUAUCCACCCAAGCAGCAGUUGGUUCCAACAACAACAACAGUUUGUUCAUCAGGUGCAAUGGCUCAGUCAGCAAAAGCACCUUUGUUUCCGCAGCCAGUUUUACCGACUAUUUCGGAGCGAUCCGAGAACAGCGAGGAGCGAGUUAAUCAACAACUACCUGAACCUGCUGUUCCGGUUACCCAAGUUGAGUUUCCUGUCGCAAAUGUGGAGCGACGAACGAAUACUCUUGCGCCAGGUCCAUCCAAGUCACAAGCGGCAGCCCGUCAAGUUCUGCCACGAGAUUUGCCGCCGUUUUCCGGAGAUCCUGUGGACUGGCCGGUAUUCAUAAUCCAAUAUAAUUACACGACGGAGGCGUGUGGUUUCAGCGAAGGCGAAAAUAUGAUCCGCCUGCAACGAUGCCUUAAAGGAGCGGCAUGGGAAGCAGUCCGAAGCCGAUUGAUCUUACCAGCAUCGGUUCCUCGUGUCAUUCAAGAAUUGCGGAUGCGCUUUGGUCGUCCGGAUCUUUUGGUGCACUCACUAAUCGAGCGUGUUAAGGCCACUCCAUCUCCGAAAGCGGACCGACUCGAGACACUCAUCGAAUUCGGGACCGUAGUGCAAGCUCUCUGCGAUCACAUCAUUGCAGCCGAACUAACGGAUCAUCUGGCCAACCCUAGCCUGCUUAAGGAUCUGAUCGGAAAACUUCCGACCGAGUACCAGAUGCGAUGGGCCAGCUAUCGAAGGGUGCAUGAAGUGGUUAACCUCCAGACGUUUGGAGCGUUUAUGGAAGAGGUCGUGACUGAUGCCUAUAGUGUCACCACCUACAGUGCGGAAUCAAAACGACAUCCGACUAGACGAGAAAAGCACAAAGUAGAACGGAGUUUUGUGCACUCCGAUACCGGGGGGAGCUCAGCUGUAAACCCCCGGGGUACGCUCGGAAAUUCACAACGAACGAUUGCGUGUGCGGUAUGCCAAAAGUUGGGGCAUCGUGCACGAGACUGUCGUACAUUUCAACAGCUAUCUGUCGAUGAACGGUGGAAGCGGAUUCAAGAGCUGGCCCUAUGCAGAACGUGCCUGUAUGCACAUGGUCGACGACCGUGUAAUAAUAGGAAUCGCUGUGGUGUCAACGGUUGCAGUAAACGGCACCAUCCUCUCCUGCACCAGUCUGUACCGCCGAAGCCAUCCAACAACACACCAUCAAGCUCGCCCUCAGAAACUGUCAGCCAUCAUUCUACUGCUUCAUCUUUGCUGUACCGCAUAAUCCCGAUCGUUUUGUACAACGGUAACUCAUCGGUUGAUACCUUUGCAUUCAUUGAUGAAGGCUCAUCAUUGACGAUGAUAGAAACGGAGUUGGCUGAUAAACUAGGCUUGAAUGGGCGAAAGCAGCCGUUAUGCUUGAAGUGGACAAGCAAUGUUACGAGAGUGGAAAACGAAUCGAAGCGUGUUGGCUUCUCUAUUUCGGGAGCAGGUCAAACCAAGCGAUACCCACUCGUCAAUCUUCUUAUUGGACUCGAUAACCUAAAACUUGUUGUCCCUCUCAAGGCGAGAGAAGGAGGUGCUGGAGAUCCUACCGCCGUACGCACUCGCUUAGGGUGGUGCGUUUAUGGUGGUACGCGAGAUGACCAGACUCCAACGAUUAGUUACCAUGUGUGUGAGUGCCAGGACGAAACUCCUUUUGAUGAAGCUGCUAAAAGGUUUUUUGCCGUCGAAGAAGAAGGAACCAAAGUAUUUCAACCGAUUGUCAGCGACGAAGAUAAACGAGCGAUAAAAAUACUGAAGGAUACAACAAAAAGGGUCGGAGACAGAUUCGAAUCGGGGUUACUCUGGAGGUACGACUACGUAGAGUUCCCUGAUAGUUACGCCAUGUGUUUUGGAAGGCUACAGUGUCUUGAGCGAAAGAUGUUGAAGGAUCCCCUGUUAAGAGAAAGCAUCACACGUCAAAUCCGCGAGUACCAACAAAAGGGAUAUUGUCAUCGAGCAACACCUUCUGAGUUAGACACUGCAGAUGUCCGUCGUACUUGGUACCUUCCCCUCGGAGCUGUGACCAAUCCUAAAAAACCAGGCAAGGUACGGCUGAUAUGGGAUGCGGCCGCCCGAGUCGAUGGAAUAUCGCUAAAUACACUGCUGCUGAAGGGCCCGGAUCAGCUCACAUCCCUACCAGCUGUUUUGUUCAGAUUUCGCCAACAUCCGGUCGCAGUUUCGGGGGACAUAAAGGAGAUGUAUCAUCAAAUCCGCAUCCGCGAAGAGGAUCGGUCGGCGCAGCGAUUUUUAUGGCGCGACGAUCCUGAUGUUGAUCCUGAAAUUUUUGUUAUGGACUUCGCCACCUUCGGGUCAUCCUGUUCGCCUGCCACGGCACAAUUUGUCAAAAAUACCAAUGCACAGCAGUUCAUCGAGGAGUAUCCUGACGCCGUCGAAAAUAUUAUUUCCGGCCAUUAUGUUGACGAUUAUGUUGCGAGUUUUCGGAGCAUUGAACAAGCCCAGCGAAUUACCAGUCAAGUAAAGGAGAUCCACCUGAAGGGUGGGUUUGAAUUGCGUAACUUCUGCUCCAAUUGUCCACAAGUUGUAGAGCACCUAGGAGAGAUGUCAUCGGAAACAAUUAAAGAUUUGAAUCCCGGGAAAGGAGAAGCAUCCGAACGAGUUCUCGGAAUAAUCUGGGACACAGCCAAGGACGAAUUCAGAUUUCCUAUGGUUAUGCGUGAUGACAUGGCGUUCCUGAUUCAGAACAAAUCUACUCCUACGAAACGACAGAUUCUGCGAUACGUCAUGACCAUGUUUGAUCCACUAGGAUUGUUGGCUCCGUAUCUCAUUUUUGGGAAAAUUAUAAUCCAAGAGGCCUGGCGUAAGAAGCUCGGUUGGGACGAGCCAGUUGACGACGAUACUUGCGAAUUGUGGCAUCGAUGGGUUGAAAUGCUGAAGCACAUUAACAACAUAGGAAUACAGCGAAGUUACUUCUCGGAAGCUCCUCAGAACAUCGAAAUCCACACAUUUGUGGACGCCAGCGAGGUUGCAUAUUCAUGUGCAGUCUACUUCCGUUACAUCAACUCCCGAGGUGGCAGUGAGGUCGCAUUGGUGGCCGCUAAGACCAAGGUUGCCCCGCUCAAACCGUGGACUAUACCCCGCUUGGAGAUCCAAGGAUGUGUUCUAGGCGCUCGUUUGACACAGUUUGUCGUUCAAAACCAUUCACUGCGAGUUACGAGACGCUGUUUCUGGACCGAUUCAAGCACGGCUCUGAGCUGGAUCCUGGAAGACCCCCGGAAAUAUCACCGCUUCGUGGCAUUCAGGGUCGCAGAAAUCCUGGAGUUGACCAACCGGAACGAAUGGAGAUGGGUCCCGUCGAAGCAGAACCCUGCCGACGAAGCAACAAAGUGGGGAUCAGGCCCUUUCUUUAAAGUGACGAGCAUCUGGUAUAGUGGACCGGAAUUCCUGAGACUGUCCGAGGAUCGAUGGCCAGUCAGUAAAGUGGUAUCGACGACUGAAGAGGAACUACGGGCGUGUUAUUCACAUCAUGAUGUGCCCUUUUUCCCACCUGUUAUUGACUAUCGUCGCUUCUCAAAAUGGUGCCGAAUUCUACGAACAACAGCAUACGUCCACCGUUACAUUGCCAACAGACAAUUGCCUCCUGAACGUCGCAACUUAGGCUGUCUUACGAGAGCAGAACUGCAGAAGGCUGAACGUUCUUUGUUUAUGUUGGCCCAACGCGAAGCAUAUCCCGAUGAAGUUGUAACCCUUAAAAGAAAUCUAAAAUUGCCGAAGAAGGAUCAAAUAUGUAUUGAAAAAUCCAGUCGAAUCUAUCAGCUGACCCCGAGUAUCGACGAGUACGGGGUUCUUCGUCUCGACGGAAGAAUCGCUGCAGUAAAAGGUGUUAAGAAGGACGCAAAGUUCCCGGUGAUACUUCCCAAGGAACACUGGAUUACCUUUUUGUACAUCGAUGAAUUGCAUCGUAGAUUUCAUCACGCCAACAACGAGACCGUGGUUAAUGAAGCACGGCAACGUAUUCACGUACCAGCACUACGAUCUUUGGUGAGAACAGUAGCGAAGAAAUGUCAACAGUGCGCUGUUUACAAGGCUCGACCAGCUAUUCCCAGGAUGGCACCGCUACCGGUGGCCCGAUUGUCGUCGCAAGUCCGUCCCUUUUCGAAUGUAGGGCUGGACUACUUUGGUCCGUUAAUGGUGCGAGUCGGAAGGAGUAACGUGAAAAGGUGGGUAGCUCUCUUCACGUGCCUUACGGUGAGAGCCGUCCAUCUAGAACCUGUUCACAGCUUGACUACCGAAUCCUGCAUUGCUGCUAUACGCCGAUUCAUCGGCCGAAGAGGUGCCCCAGCCGAAGUGCACAGUGACAAUGGGACGAACUUCCAGGGUGCCGAGAAAAUACUUCGUCAACAAAUCAACUCCGGUGUUGAAGCCACAUUCACGAAUACUACCACAACGUGGCAUUUCAUUCCCCCGGCUGCUCCCCAUAUGGGUGGAGCUUGGGAAAGGAUGGUCCGGUCCGUCAAGCAGGCGUUGUUGGACGCAUACCACGAUAAACUGGACGACGAGAAACUGCAAACACUACUGGUUGAGGCCGAAUCCAUCGUCAAUAGUAGACCGUUGACGUAUUUGCCGUUAGACUCCGCGGAGAGUGAAGCGAUUACCCCAAACCACUUCCUGCUGGGUAGUUCCGAUGGAGUAUGUCAGCCGAUCGUUGAAACGGAAUGCAGCAGCAAACUACUUAGCUACUCAUGGAGUCAGCUUCAGAAGCAGUUGAAUACGUUCUGGAAGAGGUGGACUCUUGAGUACCUGCCAACUCUGACGAAACGCACUAAGUGGUUCGGGGAGACAAAACCGAUCGAAGCUGGAGCCCUAGUAGUACUGGUAGAGGGCAGUAGGAGAAAUGGUUGGACCCGAGGUAGAGUCUUGCAGCUGAUAACAAACCCGGAUGGUAGAUGUCGCCAAGCGUUAGUACAAACUCGAGAUGGAGUAUUUCGUCGACCGUUGUCUCGCCUAGCAGUCCUGGAGGUUGGAGAUGGUUGCGGAACCGAGUCUACCGGAUUCCACCGGGGGGAGGAUGUUGCGGCAAGAGUGGAGAAAACCGAGUGCUGCCUGUAG
Molecule: messenger RNA, 5790 nt
Organism: Uranotaenia lowii
Lineage: Eukaryota; Metazoa; Arthropoda; Insecta; Diptera; Culicidae
Exons: 2
Coding region: 1-5790 (1929 amino acids)
Biological process (GO): DNA integration
Molecular function (GO): nucleic acid binding
Source: RefSeq, a predicted model, not a curated record